UAGCUCACUCACAUUGCAUAAUUUGAUCAAUACAAACAGAAAACAAAAACAUGGGUUUGUCUAGAAUUUCACUAGCGCUCGUAAUUUGCAUUCUAGGCUUGGGGGUAAUCGAGUUGUGUUAUGCCCAAACCACCCCUCAAGACUUCCUUGCCCCCCACAAUCGGGCUCGUGCUGAGGUGGGCGUCGGGCCUAUGACGUGGGAUGACUCCGUGGCGGCUUACGCGCGAAACUAUGCAAACCAACGCCAAGGCGACUGCAAGCUCGUUCACUCUGGUGGGCCAUAUGGGGAGAAUAUUGCUUGGAGCAGCGGCGACCUAUCGGCCGCCGGUGCCGUCGGAAUGUGGGUGGCGGAGAAGUCACUAUAUGAUUACUACUCCAACAAGUGUGUUGGUCAAAACCCUAUGGGGUGCUUGCACUAUACUCAGGUGGUGUGGCGUAAAUCCACGCGCUUGGGCUGUGCUAAGGUCCGGUGUAACUCUGGGGGUAGCUUCGUCAUUUGCAACUAUAAUCCUCCGGGAAACUACAUUGGACAGAGGCCUUACCAAGAGCUAGCUAUAAGCAUCUGAUAUAAUAUUAGCCGCAAUUAUUCAUGAUCAGUUACGUACGUACUAUUUUCCUAUUGAGUUUUUGAGAAUAUGUGUGUGUGUAUUUUAAUUAACUUGAUCGUGAAGUGGGCAUGCGUGUGUGUUUCAGCAAGGAAAUGUAUCUUCCUAUAAAUAAAUGGUUAAUUAGUAAUAAUAAAGAUGCUUCAUCUUAAUUUUAUAUGAUA
Molecule: messenger RNA, 769 nt
Organism: Morus notabilis
Lineage: Eukaryota; Viridiplantae; Streptophyta; Magnoliopsida; Rosales; Moraceae
Product: pathogenesis-related protein 1
Exons: 1
Coding region: 51-566 (171 amino acids)
Cellular component (GO): extracellular region
Source: RefSeq, a predicted model, not a curated record